Messenger RNA from Beta vulgaris subsp. vulgaris (sugar beet), 1788 nucleotides. RefSeq names its product nuclear transcription factor Y subunit A-7. Bases 535 to 1482 code for a protein of 315 amino acids. Lineage: Eukaryota; Viridiplantae; Streptophyta; Magnoliopsida; Caryophyllales; Amaranthaceae. Gene Ontology annotation, biological process: regulation of transcription by RNA polymerase II. The record is from RefSeq and is a predicted model, not a curated record. The transcript is spliced from 6 exons. Gene Ontology annotation, molecular function: RNA polymerase II cis-regulatory region sequence-specific DNA binding; DNA-binding transcription factor activity, RNA polymerase II-specific.
GCACACUCUCUCUUUUACUUAUAUACUAUAAACCGUGAUGAAGAUGAAAACCCCCUCUUUUUCUCUCUUUCUCUCUCUUCCUGUGUCUUUUUUGGUAUUUUAAAGUAGUACUUUGAUCAGUUGGUAAUUGGGGAAGUACCAUUUAUGACUCUUCCCUCUUUCCCUAAGCAAAAUCCAAUAGAAUAAAGAGAGAGAAAUAUAAUCCCCUCAAAAAAAAAAAAGAGAGAGAAAUAUAAAAAAAUCAUUACCCCCAAAAAAAGAAAUUAAAUUUUUGCAGUAAGAGAGAGAAAGUGAGAGAUGGGAUUGGGGGUUUCAAGAAGGGAAACAUGUCCAACUUCAACCCAGCACCUCUAUUCUUUGCUUCCUUCUCUCCUCAUCAGAUCCCAAAGAUAAUGUGGUAGAUAGCUGGUUUUGGACUUUUGCAUUAAAGGAUUUAAAAGAGCUUGCAUUUUUACGGGGAUAACAUACCAGCUGCGGAACUGUACAAAAGUCUAUACUCACUUAGUUUUCGUUUUGGCGAGUCAGUUUAUCUAAAUGGCCCACAUAUAUACCAAUUGUCCUCCACAUUGGAAUUCAAAUGACCAGCGCAUUUUUGAAUCUUUUACAAAGAGCUUGAGCUUGAAAGUGGAUUCUCCACCACAACUUCAUCUUAAUGCAAGAUCUUUGGGUUUCCAUUUGCAAGACCAAGACUCUUCUUCAAGCCAGUCAACUCGGUCUAACCAUGAUGUGACUGGUAAUGUCGGGACCAAUUCUCAGGAUCAAUGCAUAUCAUCAGAGUCUGGUCAAGAGGUCAAUUGUGGCAAAAACAUGGAUCAAGUGAAGCCAAUUUAUAUGAUGGAUCAUCUCGAUAUGGCCUAUAGUGGAGGUCAAAUUGAUUAUGGUCGUGCAAUGACAUGCAUGCCAUAUCCUUGUGGCGAUCCCUACUAUAAUGGGUUAUUAACAGCAUACGGAACAACACAUAUUCAGCCCCAUAUGAUGGGUAUUACAACUGCAAGAGUCCCGUUACCUCUCGAUAUAUCUGAAGAUGAGCCCAUUUAUGUCAAUGCCAAACAAUACCACGGGAUUCUUAGAAGGCGACAAUCAAGAGCGAAGAUGGAGGCUCAGAACAAGCUCGUCAAAAUUCGCAAGCCUUAUCUUCAUGAGUCGAGGCAUCUUCAUGCACUGAACAGGGUUAGAGGAUCAGGUGGCCGUUUCCUUAGCACAAAGAAGCAGCAAAAAUCUGACCCAACCUCUGCAAUCAGAAAUCGUUCAAUCCAUGGCUCUAAUGCAUUAGGCUGUAUUGGCAAUAACAUGGUAUUUGAACCGCAUCAAGCACAACGCAUGGCUACUGGCACCUCUGAUGUCUCCAAUGGUAAUGCCUUCUUUCAGCAGCAAGAGGGUGGAUUCUUGGGGAUCUCUUCUUCACAUACAGGUGGAGGCGUGCAACGCAGUGGAGCGUUUAUACACAAUUCGAACCAGCAUCAGGCUUCAGUGGUCCGGUGAAGUUGGGAGAAGAAACCAACGCAUCGCUGACCAGGCAACUCAUCCUUGGCUUUUUAAAUAUUCUUGCGCUUGUAUCAGCCUCAUGGCUGUUUAAAUAUGCUAGUAAAUGAAAAUCGAGUGAUUCAGUCGUUUAGUGUUUCCAUAUGUUUCUUUAUUCAAGAUCUUUGACAGUUAUGUUUCGUGAUGAUGAUCUUUGAAUCACACAGUAGUGUUGAACUGGUAAACUUCAUGCAUAUGUGGAUGAUUGUGUGUAAUUUUUAAGUACACUAAAUACUAUUUAAGAGUUCCCUCCCAUUUAAAAAUAAA